Messenger RNA from Mesorhabditis spiculigera, 1011 nucleotides. NCBI's taxonomy places the organism in Eukaryota, Metazoa, Nematoda, Chromadorea, Rhabditida, Rhabditidae. The record is from the annotation of a GenBank genome assembly.
AUGGUGAUCGAGCGGUUCAAUUUCCCUACGCUGCACCAUACUCAAAAAAUGGCCGUUUACCGCAAACUCGGGUUCAUCGAAAAGUUCGAUCUACGGCAAGCCUCGAAGUAUAGCGGCGUUGGAAGCAGCAAUUUGUCGAUGAGUGAGCUCAGUAACGACAGUAAGAUGUCGCUUUCGAUUACUCAAGGUCACCCCAGUCUGCUUCUGAAAUACGACGAAUAUGUUGGCCCGGAAGACGACCUUGCGCGCAGCUACGAAGCCGAGGUGCCGAUCCCUUCGCCGGAAUUUUUGUUCGAUUUUUUGAAUCGGCUCACGCGACCCCUACCUCCACAGGCUUACGAAGUUAAGGAAUACGCUCAUACACUUCGUCCGGGCGGAGCUCGGCCGCUGGAGGCGUUGGACAUAUUUCGAGGCUCUUUCUACACGGAAUACUCGCACACAGGUCCUAGCGAAAUGGUUCCGCGCCUGCAGGCCGCCCGUCUGCGUCCUAGGCAGCCCGACCGCAUCAAGUUAAUGUUCGGCAACGGGCGCCAGAUAGAAGCUGAACCCGAGGACGGAAGCCCCGGCUAUGGUCGUGUUUUGGAAGAGGUGUUACACAUCCCGCGUGUCAACUUGAGCCUAUAUUACUGGAGAACCGAUGCCUGGGAAGAAGCUAUUGAUACACUGCUGGUGUUGCUCGACGCGGCACUGCACCGCCCAAUCGGCGAAGCGGCUCGCUUCUUGCACAUUUCCAUCGAGUUUGCCUCGUUUGACCCGCCAGGUUUGUUGGCAAAGUUCAAGCUUCCCGAUCGACUGUUCGCCUACCUUCAGCGCCCAGAUAUUCCCAGCCGUGGCGUUGUGCGAAUUUCGUCCGGCGAUGAUAUAAUUGUUCCCGAUUCGGAUACGCGGGUUGUCCAAUUUCUGGUGACAGUGGCCCAGAAUAGUGGCGACACGCAGCUGCAUGCAGAGUUACCACCUCCAUGGAUCUAUGAAGACCUAGAUUAUAAGCUGGAAUGGCCAACUGGUGGAAAC